AUUAUUCCCUCUCUCUUCCACCCCGGAGGGGAGAGAGAGAGAGAGAGAAGGCCCCUCCUCUUUUUUCCUUUGUUCCGGCCCGACACCAAACCCUCCGCUUCGUCGGCGGGCAUCUUUCCUCCGAUCCCUCAACGGAUUUCCGACCCCCGCCCUCGAUCUCUCCAAUCCGCCCAGAAUUGUUCUGUGACCUCUUUGCUUGAUCAUGUGAGAAGGUUUCAUGGGAGGUGGUGGCUUAACAGGAAAUUGAGUAUAAUCUACAGAAACCAUGAAGAAAGCUUUCGAUCAAACUGUUCGGGACCUCAAGAGAGGGGUGAACAAGAAAGUUUUAAAGAUCCCAGGAAUAGAGCAGAAGAUUCUUGAUGCGACAAGCAAUGAGCCUUGGGGGCCACAUGGAUCACACCUGGCUGAUAUUGCACAAGCGACUCAAAACUUUCAUGAAUACCAGAUAAUCAUGCAUGUCAUCUGGAAGAGGAUUAAUGAUACUGGAAAAAACUGGCGUCAUGUUUACAAGGCCCUGAUUGUUUUGGAGUAUCUAGUUGCAAAUGGAUCUGAACCAGUCAUUGAUGAAAUGAGGGAGCACUCUUACCAGAUAUCGACUUUAUUUGAUUUCCAGUACAUUGAUUCUAGUGGAAGAGACCAGGGAAGAAAUGUUAGGAGGAAAUCUCAGAGUCUUGUUGCUCUGGUGAAUGAUAAAGAAAGAAUACAAGAAGUUAGGCUGAAAGCCCUUGCUAACAGGGACAAGUAUUGCAGUACAUUCUCAACUGGUGGAACAUAUAGGCCCAGCUCAUAUUCAAGUACAGGAGGCUAUGGAGAACGUUAUGAUGAUGAUCGUUAUGAUGUUCGCUAUGGUAGUAAAGAUGAAGAGCGGAAUGGGUAUGGAAGGGAAAGACAAUCGGCAUAUAGGGAUGGUGAUAGAUACAGCAGAAGUGGUGACUCAUAUAGUCGAGAAGGGGAUCGGUAUGGUAGGAAUUUUGAUGAUCGCUAUGGAAGAGAGAGCCAUAGAGAUGAUGAUCACAGAGGAAGCCGCAGCAAUGAAGAUUAUCAGUAUGGGUCAAGAAAUAGGAGUUUUGAUAGAGAUAGAGAUCAUUCCUUUGAUGAUGAUGACUGUUAUUCAUCUCGAAGUGGUGGUGGCAGAGCUGAUGACCCUUCUCAAGAUGACAGGCUAUUCAAGCGCAAGCUUUCCGAGCAAAAUGUUAGUGCACCACCCAGCUAUGAAGAAGUCACAAGAGAUGCCCAAACUCAUAUGCAGGAAGAAAAAAAUGGAGGCAAUAUAGCAGAAGCUGCACUAAAAGCAUCUCCACCCUCUGUACCUAAAGCAAGCUCUCCUAGGGAAAAUACAGGUCAAAUCUCAGACAAUGCUGUACCUGGUUUGCCUGUGUCAACCGAAUCCAAGGAUGUUGAUGGUUUUGAUGAUUUCGAUCCACGGGGUUCUGUGUUAGCUGCCCUGCCUGCUGCAAGUAGCUUGGAGGUGGACUUAUUUGGAUCUCUAUCAACAUCAGAUCCUAUAAAUCCAUUGGCUGUGGUGCCAGUAACUUCUGCCACCAUCACUCCUGAGGCUGUUUUUUCAGCAAAUUUGGGUUCUGGGACAGACUUUGUCUCUUUGUCAUCAGCAUCCCAUGUACUGAGCCAGCCUAGUGAAGAUCCUUUUGGGGAACCUCCUUUCAAGGCUACUCAAGAAAAUUUUCCUGCCCAGCAACAGAACUUUGCACCUGUCAAUUCCGUCCAGCUUCCUUCCAACUCAACUGGAGCUGCUGAACCUUCUAUGCCUUUAGCCACCAACAUGGAAACUGCUGCAAGCCUCGACUUUGGUGACUCGUUUGGUGGUAUUACUUAUACUCCUAGUGUCGCUAGCGGUCAACAACCUCCUUUUGCAAGCCCAGCAACUUUGGCCCCUGCAAUGCCUGCAGGCACUAAUGUUACAGGUAUGCUUGCCCCACAAGCAGGAGCUGCAGUAUCCAUUCCUUUACAAGCAACCGAACCUACUGCACCAACAAAUAUACAAACAAUCCAUUCAAACCUCCUCCCACAAUUAAUGCAAGCAGCUCCGCCAGCUUCACAAGCAGCUCCAUUUACUGCACAGGCAGCUCAGCCUUCUGCUCCAACGAAUAUGCCGGCGGGGCCCUCAUAUGAAUCUUCUUUCACAGUCAGGGCUAUCAGGCCCCACUUACCCUUUAGGUGCUGCCCCUACUUCAGCUUUACCUCCUGUUAAAUUCAGCCAUCCAAAGAAAAGUUUGAGACCAAAUCAACAGUUUGGGCUGACACACUGAGCCGAGGUCUUGUCAAUCUAAACAUUUCUGGACCUAAAAUCAAUCCGCAUGCGGAUAUUGGAAUUGAUUUUGACUCCAUCAAUCGGAAGGAGAAAAGAAAAGAGGAAAAGAGAAGCUCUGCAGCUACUGCAACAUCCACUGUUACCAUGGGCAAAGCUAUGGGAGCUGGUUCGGGAAUUGGCUGGGCAGGUGCGAGUGGCCGGGCACCUCCUCCAAAUCCCAUGAUGGGCUCUGGCAUGGGCAUGGGUAUGGGAAUAGGCAUGGGCGAUGGUGUUGCAACUGGAAUGGGAAUGGGCAUUGGUGGUUAUGGUGGGGGCAUGAAUCAACUGAUGGGCAUGGGCAUGGGCGUGGGGAUGAAUAUGGGUAUGGUCAUGGGUAUGGGAAUGCCAAUGCAGCUGCCCACCGGAAUGGCUACUUCUGGACCUGGUAUGCCUGGGGUUGGCUACAAUCCAAUGAUGGGUAUGGACCGCUAUGGUUCGCAGCAGCCAUAUGGUGGGUAUAGAUGAGGAAAUGUUCAUACAUUAAAAAUUGUAAUGGAGAAAAAAAGGAAACCAUAUAUUAGGAUUGCCUGCAUGUCUAUUGCUAUGUCCCUGAGUUUGGUUGGUUUUGGGUCAUCUUUUUAUCUACGUUGGGGGGUGGGAGAUGUAUUUACAUAUACACGGCUAAUCAAUCAGUUUAGUUUUUCAAAUGUUACAACUGUCUUUGUUGUAUCAAGUCAGAAUUAUGACUUAAAAAUUUAUUACAGCACGUUUGCUGAAGAGAAAAAUAAAUAUUAUUCUUGGUUUUAG
Messenger RNA from Phoenix dactylifera (date palm), 3055 nucleotides. NCBI's taxonomy places the organism in Eukaryota, Viridiplantae, Streptophyta, Magnoliopsida, Arecales, Arecaceae. The record is from RefSeq and is a predicted model, not a curated record.